Polyodon spathula (Mississippi paddlefish) is the source of this 1113-nucleotide messenger RNA. Its product is annotated as cis-aconitate decarboxylase-like. The transcript has 3 exons. The record is from RefSeq and is a predicted model, not a curated record. Gene Ontology annotation, molecular function: lyase activity. The coding region runs from base 1 to 1092 and encodes 363 amino acids. NCBI's taxonomy places the organism in Eukaryota, Metazoa, Chordata, Actinopteri, Acipenseriformes, Polyodontidae.
AUGAAACAGGAUUGGUAUUACAGUACCUGGCCAACAAGGUUUCUCUUCAGCUGCAAUGUGGACUUCAAGAACACUGGUCUGCCGCGCCCAGUCAAUAUUCAGUCCGCGCCCAGUGUGAACGACCAUUCAGCAGGGAAGGAUGGUAAUGCCCGUGUUUCUCCCUUCAGGUUCCAUCCCCCGACUGUAGUGGGCCCUCUGGGUAGUGCCACUGCCUGCUCCCGUCUGCUCUCCCUGGAUCGCUCGCAGUGCUCAAACGCCCUGGCGAUUGCUGCCUUGCUGGCAGGGGAUCCCAUGGCCAAUGCUGCCACUCAAUCCAAGCCUCUUCAUAUUGGGAACGCAGCCCGAUUCGGCCUGGAGGCGGCACUGCUGGCAUCCCGGGGCCUUGAGGCCAGCACGCUGAUCCUGGACUCGACCCCAGGCUGCGCUGGCUUUAGUGCCUUCUAUAAUGACUACCUGCCACGGGCACUGCCCUCCCCAGUGAAACAGGAUCCCCGCUUCCUGCUGGAGGACCAGGACAUAGCGUUCAAGCGCUUCCCUGCACACCUGGGUAUGCACUGGGUGGCAGACGCAGCAUGCUCAGCGCGGGAGCUUUUGGUCAACACCAUAGGUGGCUUCAACCCCUCUAUGAUCCAGAACAUCCUACUGAGAAUCCCCUUCUCCAAGUAUAUCAACCGACCCUUCCCUGAAUCCGAGCAUGAGGCCCGACACUCCUUCCAGUUCAACGCCUGCACUGCUCUGCUGGACGGCGAGGUCAGUGUCCAAUCCUUCAGCCCAGCCUUCCUGGACCGCCCCGAGCUGCUCAGCCUCCUGAGUAGAGUACGGGUCGAGCACCCCCAGGACAACCCUGCCAAUUUCAAUAAGAUGUACGCAGAGGUGCUGGUGACCCUCACAACGGGCGAUGUCUUUAAAGGUCGAUGUGACACCUUUUAUGGACACUGGAGGAAGCCACUGAGUCGUGACAGUCUGCUGAAAAAGUUCAGGGCCAACGCUGGGGUAGUCCUGCCAGGAGAGAAGGUGGAGGCCAUCUUUGAUGCUGUGGAGAACAUAGAAGACAGGCAGGACUGCUCCCACCUCACCAUGCACCUGGAAUGAAGGGCUUUAUGACAUCCUGAA